AUGCGCUGUCUUCACCUUCUGGCACUUUGUGGCUUUCCAUUAGCUUUAUCUUGCCCUUCGGAUCCUCGUAUCAAAGCCGACAUACGUGCUGAUACCAACCGCGACGGACAAGUCGACCUCGACGGCUUUUCGGACACGAAUGGCAAGACGCGAUGGACUGAAAAGUCCGGUGCCAUUUUCCUCCCCAACAUUGGCGAUACGGGUCGACGCUGCUCCAAGCACGCUCUCACGGUUCAUGCUCUCACUUAUCAGGCGGCCAGCAACGAGGAGCUUGACGAGUGCAACAAGGAGCUUGACGAUUGCAACGAUGCUUCUGACAACACCCAGAGAUCCCCCGAAUAUCUUGCACCCCUCAAGACCGUCCCCAUCACAACCCUCUUCGAAAACGCAAACGGUACCGUUACAGUUCCCGAUGCGACACAGCGAAAGUUCGAGCUGCAAGCUGGUCUUGACCUUGGCAUUGAUGCUCGUGAUACCAGACGUCCCGACGUUUGGGAUGGACGUGUCACUGUUCGCUUCACCGUUCAAGUCGGAGAUACCAAGUCAUCUGACACGAUCAUGUUACGUGUUGCACCCGUGCUCACGCACCAUCAUCUCCAAAAGGUCGAACAAGUCCUCGCCAGCCAGGACAACGACAACCCUUAUCUUGUCUACUUCACCAACAUCCUCGCCUCAAUUGUCAAGGCUGCUGGCUUGAAGAAAGAUCUGUACCUAUUCAACGAAAGAAGUGGCAAAUGGGUCCAAGACUUUGUUGAGCCAGGCUACGCAAGCAUGCCUGGUCCGAAUGGAACAGUAUCUAUCCGGAUCAUGAUUCGGUGUCCCGGCGAUGAGCGAGAGGGUGGUAGACAACUCUUUCUGUAUUUCCGAAAGGCUGGAGUUGGUGCAGUCCAGCAUCUCGGUAAAAACGCCUCUAAUAUCGAUGCCGGUGGCAACAUCGAAGCCAUUCCUCCCUACACCUUCAAGGGCAAGAGCUGGCCAGCUGGGCGUCUCGUCCAUGGCAAGGAUGACACCGAAAAGCACCAUAUUCUUUCUUACCUUGAAGCUCAAGAGACACAGAAGCCCCUUCUGCUCGAUACUGCCUGGCUCUCAGUCGGUCAUGUCGAUGAGUUCCUCCAGUUCAUUCCCACUAAGAACAAGCGAGGUUGGGUUGCAGUCAUCAGUGAUCCUCGAUUAGCUAUCAAGCUUCUUGAAGACGAUAUGGGGUUUAUGAAGCUGAACAAAGAGUGCGCUCAGCGAAUCGACGGCAACAUCAAGAUUCUGAGGCGGGAAAUUGGACUUGCUGAUGAGGACAUCAUUCGCAUUCCAGCUUUGUUCAAUAGAGAAGACUCCUCUGAAGGUGAUGGCUCGAAACUCGAAGUCGGGGCAUUCUACCCUACUAUCAUAAACAACCUCGUUCUUACUAGUUAUAACACUUGCGUUGCACCUAACCCAUGGGGUCCAGUUGUCGAGGGUAAGGAUGUCCUUGCUAAGGUAAUUAGCGACACGUAUGCCAAGGUUGGGAUGAAGAUCAAGUUUAUCGAUGACUGGGAUAGUCAUCAUGAGGAUCAAGGGGGAGUUCAUUGUGGCACCAACUCAAUUCGAGACAUGUCUGCCCGGUGGUGGUGA
This is a messenger RNA of Fusarium oxysporum Fo47, 1605 nucleotides long. RefSeq names its product protein-arginine deiminase domain-containing protein. Gene Ontology annotation, molecular function: protein-arginine deiminase activity; calcium ion binding. Gene Ontology annotation, cellular component: cytoplasm. Bases 1 to 1605 code for a protein of 534 amino acids. Lineage: Eukaryota; Fungi; Ascomycota; Sordariomycetes; Hypocreales; Nectriaceae. The record is from RefSeq and is a predicted model, not a curated record. The transcript has 4 exons.